AUGGUACUGCAGACUCACCUGGUGGAGGACUAUGAUACUGCAGUGCAGACUCACCUGGUGGAGGACGAUGGUACUGCAGACACACCUGGUGAAGGACAGUGGUACUGCAAACUCACCUGGUGGAGGACACAGACUCACCUUGUGGAGGACGGUGGUACUAUGGAGAACUCCUCGUCCUUCCUGUUUGAGCUCUCUGGUCUGGAUGUGUCUGUGUCUCAGCGCCAUGUUUACGUGGGCUUGGCGUUGUGGUCGUACGGCGUGACCUUGUUGUUUAACGUGCUGCUGGUGGUGGCGGUGGCGGUGCAGAAGGCGCUGCAUCAGCCCAUGUACGUGUUCAUUGCUAACGUGUGCGUGAACGGCAUGUUUGGCGCCUCCAGCUUCUACCCCAAACUGGUGCACGACCUUCUGCGCGGCCUCGGCACCGUGACGUACAGCGGCUGCAUCGUGCAGAUGUGCGCCAUCUACACCUACGUGUUCUGUGAGUUUACCAGCCUCACUGUCAUGGCGCUGGACCGUUACCUCGCCAUCUGUCGCCCGCUGAGCUACCACAGCGUGAUGACGCGGCGCACGCUAGUGCAGCUGCUGGCGCUGACCUGGGCGCUGGCGCUGUUGGAGACGAUGACGGGGGCGGUGCUGACCACGCGGCUGCCGCUGUGCGGGACGCGGCUGUCCAAGUUCUUCUGCACAAACUGGGAAGUGGUGAAGCUGUCGUGCAGCGACACCACGGCCAACAACAUCUUCAGCUACGUGCUGCUGCUGUGGCAAGUGCUGCAGACGGCGCUCAUCGUGGGCUCGUAUGUGGGGCUGGUGCGCGCCGCGCUGCGCUCUCAGGCCGACCGCAGCAGGGUCUUGCAGACGUGUGUGCCGCACCUGCUGGUGCUGCUACUGUUUCUCGUCUCCAACACCUUUGACUUCAUGUUCUCCAGGUACGGAGUCGGCGUGGUGGGCACCGCGCUCAGCAACGUGCUUGCCGCAGAGUUCCUGGUGGUGCCGCCGCUGCUGAACCCGGUCAUCUACGGCAUCAAGAUGCAGCAGAUCCGAUCGCCCAUCACCGCGCUGCUGCACCGGCUGUUCAGGCGCACAGAGGCCGCACGCUGA
Knipowitschia caucasica is the source of this 1098-nucleotide messenger RNA. The record is from the annotation of a GenBank genome assembly. NCBI's taxonomy places the organism in Eukaryota, Metazoa, Chordata, Actinopteri, Gobiiformes, Gobiidae.